Messenger RNA from Cyprinodon tularosa, 3574 nucleotides. It is a transcript of the gene pign, whose product is annotated as phosphatidylinositol glycan anchor biosynthesis, class N. Gene Ontology annotation, biological process: GPI anchor biosynthetic process. Lineage: Eukaryota; Metazoa; Chordata; Actinopteri; Cyprinodontiformes; Cyprinodontidae. Gene Ontology annotation, molecular function: mannose-ethanolamine phosphotransferase activity. The transcript has 29 exons. Bases 377 to 3178 code for a protein of 933 amino acids. The record is from RefSeq and is a predicted model, not a curated record. Gene Ontology annotation, cellular component: endoplasmic reticulum membrane.
CUACAUUACCCAUAAUGCAGCUGCUUGCGCAUGCGCCAGGUGUCAACGCCAAAGUCACAAUAAGGAAGUAAAAUCUCGUGCUGCCUGUAUUUCUUGUAGUAAUCUUGUUACAAAGAGGGUGGCUGGUUUUGUAAAAGCAUCAACCUAAAGAUUAGGCUGAUCUCGUUUCGAAAGAGUAGCCUUAAUCUGUCUGCUACGUUGGAUAUGUAUUGACGCACCAUCACGAAGAUAUAAUUUAGGGAAAAUAUUAUUGUUUUGAAUGGGUACAUUUUUUUCGACCACUUGUUCUUUUAACCACUUUAUGUCAGGAUCUAGCUGACGAUAUAUAAAGGAACCCCAGCGUUGCUCUGUAGAGUCAAGGCUGUGUUCAGGCAAAAUGAGGAUGGUCACAUUUUUCCUAAUAGGACUGACGGUCCAUGUAGUUUUUUUCCUCUCCAUCUUUGAUAUCUACUUCACAUCUCCUUUGGUUCAUGGCAUGACACCCCAGACCACACCACUGGCACCUCCUGCCUCCAGACUGGUCUUAUUUGUAGCAGAUGGACUACGAGCUGACAGUCUAUUCACCCUGCUACCCAAUGGCUCUUGUCGGACUCCAUUUCUCAGAUCUAUAAUUAUGGAGAGUGGCACCUGGGGCGUCUCUCACACACAUGUGCCUACUGAGUCGCGGCCUGGUCAUGUUGCUCUAAUAGCAGGCUUUUAUGAGGAUGUCAGUGCAGUCGCUAAAGGUUGGAAGGAGAAUCCUGUGGAGUUUGAUUCAGUGUUUAAUGAAAGCAGAAACACCUGGUGCUGGGGGAGCCCAGACAUCCUCCCAAUGUUUGCCAAAGGUGCAACUGGGGACCACGUUUAUACCCACACAUACCCAGCUGAAGACGAGGACUUUGCUUCCAAAGAUGCUUCCAGGCUGGACAGCUGGGUUUUUUCUCAAGUCAAAUCCUUCUUUCAAGCUGCAAAGUCUAAUUCCACCCUGAAAGCCACUCUGCUUGAGGAUAAAAAUAUACUCUUUCUGCAUCUGCUUGGCAUUGACACUAAUGGACAUGCUCAUAGACCGAUGUCACGGGAGUACCUGGACAACAUUGCCUUGGUAGACACUGGUGUAGCUGAGAUUGUGUCCUUGAUGGAGGACUUCUUUGGCCAUGAUGGCAGAACUGCCUAUGUGUUCACCUCCGAUCAUGGCAUGACAAACUGGGGGUCCCACGGUGCAGGCCAUCCUUCAGAAACACUCACACCUUUAGUGGUUUGGGGAGCUGGAGUUAACAAGGCCCAGAGAGUCACUGCAUCCCAGCCCUAUGAAGAUGGGUACUUAAAAGAUUGGAACUUGGAGCAUAUCCGUAGAGCUGAUGUAAAUCAGGCCGAUAUUGCUCCACUAAUGGCUUCUCUCCUUGGUUUGCCCAUUCCAGUUAACUCUGUUGGUGUGAUUCCUCUCCUCUACCUCAACAACAGUGACCAGUUCAAGGCUGAAAGCAUGUACACUAAUGCUAUUCAAGUACUGGAGCAAUUCAAGGUGAAAAUGACCCAGAAAAAAGAGACAACCCUGCCUUUUCUGUUCACACCAUACCAACUUUUGACUGAGUCAAAGCAAGAAGAGUUUACUCACAAGGCCCGGAUACUGAUUCAGUUAGAGAAGUAUAAUGAGGCUAUCUCUUUGUGCCAGUCUCUAAUAGCCCUCUCUUUAGAAGGCCUGGUCUACUACCACACCUAUGACAGGUUCUUCCUGGGUUGCAGUGUGGUGCUGGGAUUUAUAGGCUGGACCUCAUAUGUCAUCUUGGUUAUACUGAGAACUCACGCCAGCCUGAUUCGUCAUCCUAAUCUCGCUAAACAGAAUCCCAGUCAGAAUUUGGCCAGGUUUUGUGUUACACUGGCUCUGGUGAUCACUGUGUUCCUGCUUAUCCAGAGAAGUCCUAUUACGUACUAUAUAUACUGCCUGUUGCCUGUUCCUGUUUGGUACUCGGUUUUAAAGGAGUCAGGAGCCUUGACAGAUCUGAUCCGAUCAGCUCCCUCUCUGCCACUCUGGAAAUGUUUCAGCUAUUUUGUGCUGGUGGCCUUUGGGAUCGAGCUGCUUGUGGUGAGUUUCUUUCAUCGCGCUAUGCUGACUGUAGGCCUGGCUUUCCUUUCCCUCUGGCCGCUCCUUUCUGGACUUUUUGGCAAGGCCAAGCUCCGUUCAGUUAGCUGGGUUCUGGGCUGCCUGUGCUUGGCCGUUUUCCCUCUGUUGCCAGUUGUGGGUAGAGAGCCUAACCUACAGCUGGUGAGCUGUGCCGGCCUACUCAGCCUCUUCACUUCAGCUUGUUACCUCUGGUCAUCAUUGCGUAGGACACCGAUGCCUCCAAGUGACAGACGGCAAUUUCUCAGUCAGAUGAUUCAUGUGGCCGUCUGUUCAUUCGUACCAUCGCUCACGCAUUCCAGCCUGCAGCAGAAACAAGGCCUGCCCCUUCUAAAUCAAAUAAUAAGCUGGGGCACGCUAGCAUCGUCUAUAUUUGUUCCUCUUCUGAGCUCAACUCGCCUCUUCCAUCGACUCCUCAGCAUAUUUUUGUCUCUCACAUCCACAUACCUACUGCUAAGCACUGGGUCAGAGGCCUUGUUUCCUCCUGUGUUAUCUUGGUUAAUGUUUGUGUGGAUCAACAUUGAACAGGAAGCUUUAGUCGCUCAGGGUGUCUCCAGAAGACAAGAGUUAUCUACAAUUGAUUUCUCAGCCAACAUUGACAUUACCAAAAUCCGACAGCUGAAGCUGGAUGACAUCAGAAGAUCGUACUUUUUUGUGUUUUUUAUAAUUACAGCUUUCUUUGGCACCGGAAACAUUGCGUCAAUUAACAGUUUUGACCCAGCCUCAGUUUAUUGUUUCCUCACCGUUUUCAACCCGUUUAUCAUGGGAGGGCUGAUGAUGUGGAAGGUUAUUAUUCCUUUUAUCAUUGUAAUGUGUACAUUUGAGACCAUCCAGGUUGCAACACAGCUCUCCUCAAGAAGUUUGUUCCUCAUUGUCCUGGUUAUAUCUGAUGUCAUGGCACUGCAUUUUUUCUUCCUGGUGCAAGACUAUGGAAGUUGGUUGGACAUCGGCACAAGCAUUAGUCACUACGUGAUAGUGAUGUCGAUGACAAUCUUCCUGAUGCUGCUAAGUGUGGUCACACACAUUUUCACCUCAAAAAGAUUUGCCCUUUGGAACAGAUCUAAGAUGCACUUUCCUUAGACAUGCAUUUAUUUAUCGGUCAAAGGUUGUAGGCUAUGUAUGCCAAAUGUUUUGUAUUUAUUUUGUUUAGACAUCUUUAUUGUAGUUGUUUUUAUGAAAGUGAAAUAGGUGUGGAUUGUUAUUUUAUGAGAGAAUGUAGCUUGAUGAACAUAAGGGGACAGUCCUGUUUAUAUACCAGCCUGAAAUCGAUGUACCCAGUUUCCUUUUCAGGCAUAUUUCUCUUUAAUGGAUCAAUCUGGAUACAGACUUACUGUAAUAUUCAAUUGUUUGGUAAACAUUAGCAAAAAAAAGAGCACAUUUGCUAAAUUUUAAAGAUAAAAUUCAUUGAACUUACUUGGGGAAAUAGAUGUUUUAGCUAGAGAAUAUAUACACAAAUAAAAACAUUGGGAAACAGCA